AUGACCGUUUCAGAUAAAGCCUACUCGCUAACUCACUCCCAGAAGACGCUUACUGCGGCGCUCGCAGCCUCCCCGGCAUCAUCACCCGGAGAUCUUGUGAAAACGCUCUAUGCAGAGCAUCACAAGAAGCCUGCGUCCUCCACAGGUUAUCUGGAGACAUUCAUGGGCGUGCUGCAGCACGGAAAUGAUAACGAGACACAGCGAAUUCCACCCGGUGAACCUACACAAACAGAUCUCGACCGCGCUGCCGAGUGCGGAGAUUUUGGCAGUAGGCCAAGUGAUCUGUUCUUGAAGAUCUACUGUGACGUACUUACUACGCUCGAUACAAAUCCUUGGGCUGGUGUGGUAUCACCCCCCUUGUUGGGUUCUAGAGGUGUUGUGAACCUGAGCAUUAUUUCUGUCAUUCCGGAUAUCAUACAGCAUCAUUAUGACUGUAUCGUCCGUGCUGAGUCGGAGGUGUUUUUGGCAACGAACUUUUGGCAAGCAUCCAAGUCCGCUAGCAAGAUAUGCGAUGCAUUACUCGAACUCUCGCGCAGAGCCAUGAAAAGGGGUAAGAAGGUCGUGGUGAAGAUGAUGUACGACCGUGCAAAUUUAAAGAUGCUCAUGGAAAGCCACAUUAUUGUCGACGAUGCAGCAAUGGCCAGUGAUGAAGUCAAGCUUCCCAAGAGGAGCGACAUGCCGGGAAUCGACUUCGAAUUGGUAAAUUUUCAUCAACCUAUUUUUGGGACAUUCCACUGCAAGUUCAUGAUCGUGGAUCGCAAAGUGGCCCUCCUGAACUCAAAUAAUAUUCAAGACCGUCCUAAUAUGGAGAUGAUGAUCCACUUAGAGGGCCCGAUUGUUGACAGUUUGUAUGACACUGCUCUCAUCAGUUGGUUCAGGCCCAUGCGCCCACCCCUUCCGUUGCUCAAUACUCGGUACCGGCCGCCUGAGGGAGGCUACAAAUUUGGAAUGGAUAAUGAAUACGCCACGACCCGGAUUCUGGAUGGUAGGAAAGGAGCGGAACUUUUCAAGACACUGCAACAGGAGGCCGACGGCAUACACGACAGAGACUUGGAUAAAGAAGAAAGGGAAGAUCCUGCCUCUUCUGGGUCUCUACCUGCAGGAGUCCCAUUCAUCUCCGGCACCUAUCAGACGAUUACAGAGCACCUCAAUGCCGGAGAUCAACCAGAUACACAUGCCACUAUAUCGUAUGAGCCACCAGCAUCGUCCAGAGAUGAAUACACCCCGCACAUUCUCCACACACAUCAUGGAGAAUGUCCCAUGGUAUUGGUAAACCGUGCGCCGAACGGAAAUCCUGGGAAUGCCGCCAGUGGUUUGCACAACGCGCAGGAUGCAGCCUGGCUUGCAGGGCUGAAAUACGCCCAAAGGAAGGUUUUCAUUCAAAGUCCGACUUUAAAUGCAGUCCCUGUAGUUGAAGGCAUCUUGGAUGCAGUCAGGCGCGGCAUCGAGUGCACACUGUAUAUAGACGUGGGAUUUAAUGAUGGUGGGGAAGCACUUCCUGGACAGGGCGGCACGAAUGAGGAAGUAUCCAAGACGAUGUUCGCACAGUUAAUUGACGAGGAGAAAGAGAACCUCAAACUUUACUGGUAUACGGGCAAGGAUCAAAUCAAGCCCAUCAAUGCAUCCGCGCAGAAACGGAACUGUCAUGUGAAACUAAUGAUCAUCGACGAUUCUGUUGGGAUCGUAGGCAACGGUAACCAAGACACGCAGUCUUGGUAUCACAGCCAAGAGGUGAACGUUAUGGUCGACAACCCAAUAGUAUGUCAGGAAUGGUUUGAUGGCAUCCGGAGAAAUCAGAACACGUAUUUACAUGAGUUGGAGAAAGAUGGCAUAUACCGUGAUAAGCACGGCAACCCACUUACGGACUCUACUGGCGUUGGGUCGGGAUUUCGAGGGGUGGUCAAAGGGAUCCAAGGGAGUAUCGCGCGAGUUCGUGGAAAGGGUGGGUUUUAG
Suillus plorans is the source of this 1953-nucleotide messenger RNA. RefSeq lists its product as uncharacterized. The transcript is spliced from 8 exons. The record is from RefSeq and is a predicted model, not a curated record. Lineage: Eukaryota; Fungi; Basidiomycota; Agaricomycetes; Boletales; Suillaceae. Gene Ontology annotation, molecular function: catalytic activity. The coding region runs from base 1 to 1953 and encodes 650 amino acids.